Austrofundulus limnaeus is the source of this 2412-nucleotide messenger RNA. RefSeq names its product NIPA like domain containing 3 (gene nipal3). Gene Ontology annotation, molecular function: magnesium ion transmembrane transporter activity. The record is from RefSeq and is a predicted model, not a curated record. Bases 208 to 1347 code for a protein of 379 amino acids. The transcript has 11 exons. Gene Ontology annotation, biological process: magnesium ion transport. NCBI's taxonomy places the organism in Eukaryota, Metazoa, Chordata, Actinopteri, Cyprinodontiformes, Rivulidae. Gene Ontology annotation, cellular component: membrane.
GUCAUGCCGCAGCCCGAAGCAGGUGCUUAAACCCGGAAGUGAGAUGCUACUCGAUUAAGAUGUUUUCUUCUUCGUGCUGGUAGUGUUUUAAUAAUGAUUGAUAGAUACUUUAAAUUAAACCGAAAACAGUGCGGUAAAGACAAUAUGUGAUAGCUGAAUGUGCAGUUACUUCUAAAAACAAGUAAACUGUUUUUAAAAGGAAACAAAAUGGACUACAGGGGCGAGUCCUACACGGACAAUCUGAUUGGGACUUUACUUGCAAUUUUUGGAAAUGUAAUCAUCAGCAUCGCAUUAAGCAUCCAGAAGUACAGCCAUGUGACAUUAGCAGGAUCGAAUGAGCGUGCCUUUUACCAGACCAAAACCUGGUGGUGUGGUUUUGUGUUCAUCUGUGUCGGGGAGGGAGCCAACUUUGUGUCUUAUGCGUUCGCCCCCCUUGCUGUUGUGGCGCCUCUUAACGCUGUGUCUUUCCUGACAAGCUCAAUUCUGGGCUUCUUAUUCCUGCGUGAGAAAUAUAAAGCGAAGGAGUUUGCGACGCAGCAUGGCCUCAGCUUCCUGGGUUACAUCUUCACCAUAGGAGGAACUUAUCUCUUUGUUUCAUUUGGACCAAACCCCCAUGAAAAACUCCUGGCAACGAGCAUCGUGAAACACAUCAUAGGMUGGCCUGUUCUCUUGUAUUUGUUCCUGGAGAUCAUCACAUUCUGUCUGCUGUUAUACUUCUACAAGCAGCACAACGCUAAGCACCUCAUUAUUAUCCUGCUGCUGGUGGCAUUGCUGGGCUCCGUCGCGGCCAUUACAGUGAAGGCAGUCUCAGGCAUGUUMGUGCUCACCCUGGAGGGCUCCAUGCAGCUCGACAACCCCAUCUUCACCGUCAUGUCCGUCUGCAUGGUGGCGUCAGUCGUCUUCCAGGCCAGAUUUCUUUCCCAAGCUUCCAAACUGCACGACUCCUGCCUGGUUGCCUGUGUCAGCUACAUCCUGUCCACCGUAUCUGUGGUGGGGGCCGGAGCUGUGUUCUAUUUGGAGUUUAAUAACGAUGACGUCCUUCACAUCUGCAUGUUUCUGCUGGGAUCUGUAUUGUGUUUCCUUGGAGUGUUUCUCAUGGCCAAAACCAAAAGAAGGAACAAGAUCUUUGAGCCGUAUGUCACCAUGGACAUGACUAAUGGCGUCCCAACGAUUCAUGACACAGGCCAGGCUGUUCAGCCGGACUUUACUGGUUCUUUCUCCUACGGGACCCUUGUCAACAACGAUGGAGUGGCCCCUGCUUCUCUGCCAGUAAACCUGGAGCAGCCUGCAGUCACACAGAUAGCCUCAGAUCCAUCUCCUGGCCACCCGGAGCUAAAGAAAGAUUGAGUCCGUUCAAAUUCACCAUCGAAGGAUCCUGGAUUUUAGAAGAUGUUUUUUUCAUGUAACACCUUAACCAAACUCCUACAGAUGCUUUGUUUUUAUAAAACUGCUUAACCAAAAAAUGAAAUGCAGAAGCUUUUUUUAUUGUUUAAAGACAAAUAAGAGCAGAGAAAAAUGGAGUUUAAGUUUAAAUUUGAGGAUGUGUUUGAUUACACCAACGUCUGCUUCCUCACAUCCUUCCUUCACUGGAAACGUUCUCCUCCAUCCUUACGAAGUAUUCAGUCCUGUAAAUGUACACUGCAGGAAAUGAGAUGAAAAGUUGCUUCAGAAUGGACUCGAUGUGAAAGAACUGCUGUAUUUUGCUGUAUAUUCUAUUACUAAAGUUGCCUACUGUGCUUCCACAUGUGGACGCCGCUUUAGACCAAUUGAAACGUAUCAAUAAUUAACUGGGAGUUGAAAACAAAUAAUCUCACCGCGUUGCCUCUUUAAGUUUUUUUUUUUUUUUUUUUGCAUGUGUAAACUUGACAUCUUUUAUACACUUGAAAACCAAUCAAUUUCUCAAAAAUUAAGCAAUUUUUCCAUUCAGGUAUUACCGGGUAUAAACUGUACAGAUGUCAUUAUGUAAUAAUGUGGAUGAAGAGCUUUUGAGAAGAUUUGCCAAUGGAUACUGCCUCCAAUACGUACUGUUUUACCUGACUCUUCUGCCUCUUGAGCUUAAGAUUUUACUGUAUUACUUCAUUAAGUGACCAAAUGUUUGUUUGAAAUUAUUGUGACAUAUUUAUUUAUUGUGUCCUGAUCUGCCUUUAAUAUGCAACAAAACACUUUUAGAUUUGAGUGAGACUGCAUGACACAAGUAGAGGUUUGUUAAACCGGUCCGGCAGAUCGGUUGUUUAAAGAACAUGAAUCUGUUGGUUUAUGUUUCACUGCAUAAAGUCUCAUAUCUUUUCAGUGUUAAUAAAAGGGCUAAAUGACAAACAAAUUUCCUAUGAAGUGACGCAGUCUCUUUGCAACUUUUGUUUCAAUCUGAAAACCCACUGAGGUCAGCCAUGUUAAUAAAUCUACCUUUUGUGA